Messenger RNA from Eruca vesicaria subsp. sativa (arugula), 756 nucleotides. The record is from the annotation of a GenBank genome assembly. NCBI's taxonomy places the organism in Eukaryota, Viridiplantae, Streptophyta, Magnoliopsida, Brassicales, Brassicaceae.
AUGGUUGGUGGUUGGAUCAGGUACAUGGUGCAGCUUCUGAAUCUUGUUGUCCACAAGCUCGCAGUGCAUGCGCUCCAUAACUUGGGUUUUGGGGGUUCUUGUUCAAGAAUAUGGCAACGUGAUUCCUAUUGGAAAUCUCACCCGUCUUCUCCAAGCAAUGAGUAUCCCCUCUUUGUACCAUCCCAUGAUUACUACUCCAAUGAAGGGAAAAGUUCAUGGACGGGUAGAGACACAACCAAUUUUGGUGUCACUUCACUGAAAUCAGAUGGAAGUCUAGAAGAAGAUUAUCAUGACCUCGACGUUGUCAACCUUUCCUCUUCCUCUCCUCACUCUGUCGAAACGUUCAGAAAUGUGCAGAGAGGGAUCGCACAUCUCAAGCAAAGCGUGGCUCACUUAACAGUGUAUGGAUACAGUUCCUUGUCCAUGGAAGUUCCUUCUGGAGCCUCGAAUUUUGAAGCAUUUGCAAAGUUGCUGACCUCAUUAUCUUCAAUCAAGGAAGUUCAGUCCGCUCUUUCUCUUGGUUUGUCAAGUUCCAACAAACAAAAACACGAGCCAAACAAAUCAGUGUGGAAUUUGAACUCCUCAAGUUCCAGCACCAUGCUGAACAGCUCUCAUAUUCAGCCAACGUCGUGGAACAACAAUAGCUAUUAUAAUGUUCCAAAUCGAGAUCCUAGCUCUAUUGGCGAGUGGAAUUUGGUUGACUAUCCUCAUUUUUCACAUCAAGCUAUGAAGUUCAAUUAUCCCAACGACUAUUGA